GAAGGGAGUACUAACGCACAUUCGGUGGAAGAGUUUAUCCUUCUUGAAGCUGUGGAAGAAAGAAACGAGGAUGACGUCAUAAAUGCUCCUGAAGAGAUUACUAACACACAUUCUAUAGAGAACCUUAACCUACUUAAAGUUGAAGAAGAACGAAACGAAGACGAUGACAUAAAUGCCCCCCAAUACUUGGAAAUAAUUAACAGUCCCUGUUACGAGCUGCAGCGGGAAAAAAUAGCAAUAAAAAGGCUACUAGGAAGCGGUAACUUCGGCGAAGUUUAUAAAGCCACUUUAGGCAAAGAUACUGUGGCAGUCAAAUCCCUCAAAGGUAGAUAUUUCACAUUACCUUGUCGUUUUGGGAGCGGCAUCCGCGCUGGCGAUGACAGCGGAAAGGGCAGAAAGUACAGACGGUUUUAGUAUGUUUGAUGAGUGAAUAAAACGCAGCUUUAGUUACGUUUUACCUUUUAUGCAAAAGUAUAAAACUAAACCUUUCGUAGGCAUCAAAGUAAUAAUAGUUACAAGACAACAAUAACAUUAAUGAUAAUGAUAAUGACAGUGAUGGUGAUGGUGUUGGUGUUGACGAUGGUAAUGGUGAUGGUGAUAGUGAUUAUGAUAAUGAAGUUUAUGCUCCAGAAGGGCGCUUCACCAGUUUCGCAGGACAAAGAGGAGUUUUGUUUAACCUUGAUUUCCGUUAAAUUCACAACGCGAAUCGCUACUGUUUACUGUAGAAUGUAAACGUUACCAAUUGACGUGUCGUGCGAUCGUGCAUCCUCGGAAACUCAGGAAUAGUCCGUCGGGUGGGAAGAAACAAUUUAAUGAAAGCCCAUACCAUUUUCUAUUCACAGCUGCCAAAAUUGAAUACCCGCUGAGUUGUUAACUGUGUGGCGGGCUGAGGUCUAUUAGUUAACGAAGUUACGUAUCUUAAGUAGGUUUUCAACUGACUACAAAGUUAAGUUAAAAGUUUUGUUUCAAGUUGUUUGUGUGUCUCAGUUAUUUGUCUUUGCAGUGUUUUUAAGUUUAUUGCAGUAUUUCGAGUAAAAGGAUAAAGGUGCGAAGCUUAUAUUCACUCAGGGUCCUUUACUUAAUUUAUUUUUAUUAUUUUUUUUUUCAUAUCAAGCAAACGCCACAGGUAAAGAUAAACAGGAUAUGAUUACAGAAUUGAAUGUUAUGAUGAGUCUGAAGCCUCACCCUCAUGUCUUGAAGCUGAUUGGCUGCUGUAGUAGUAGUGGUAUGUCAGGUCCCAUAUGAUAAUAAUAAUAACAAUUAUUAUUAUUAUUAUUAUUAUUAUUAUCAUUCAACUUUGAAAAUAUGUACAUAAUUUACAAAAAUAUACUUUUUAUGAUUUAUACAAUUGUUCAUGUCAUUUAUGACAUUAAGAAUUGUAUAAAUCAUAAAAAUACAAUCACUGUGUCAAUAACGAUUUCCCAAAUACAUUAUUUGCGGCUCAUGUGCGAUCAGUAUCCCUUGCACACAGCCCAGUGUGUUAAAUUAAGUCAGGAAAAAAGAAAAUUUUCCGUUUCUGAUAUCAAAAGGAGCAUUAUUAUUAGUAGUAGUAUUAGUAUUUACCAAAUCAGUGAAAAGCAAUUUUCGCGCGUUUUUAUUGGCUCCUGUAACUCGGAAUAUCCUUGGCUACUCACAGUUUUGCGACCGCAGCCAAAAUGGCGUCUCAUUUCGAGACAUUUUUGGAAGACGAAAUUUGUGCGAUAAAUGAAGCAGUCGCACAAACAAAUACGAAGAAAGCGACCAACUUUAGCUUGUCGGUGUUCACUGGUAGGUAGAAAAUUAUUUUCAUGCUGAAUUUGCAACAAAAUCGUAAAAUGCUCUUGACAAAAUCCCCGAAAUAUUUGUAAAUUGUAAACAAAGUUCCUACUAAGAGGCGUUUUUAAUGUACAAAAAGUCACUUUUUAGUCAGUUUUAUCUAACUGAUUUGGUAAAUACUAAAGACAACUAUCCCCCUCAGGGUCGGUGAACAGCGUUAGAUAUAUACCUCGACGCUUCGCAUCUCGCUUUAUAAAUCAAUCACUAUUCACCUCCCUUUUGGGGGAUAGUUGUAUAUUAUUGUUGUUGUUAUUAUUAUUAUUAUUAUUAUUAUUGCUAUUAUUAUUAUAAUUAUAGUUUUUAUUUAUUUAUUUCUAUAUCUUUUUUCUGCAAUGGUGUAUAUAUGUUUUAAGUAGCCAGUGCUACGCGCACAUGAUUGGUUGUUGCCCAUGAUCUAGUAGAGUACGUACACAAAGGUAACUUCACGGGUAGAUUGUUUUUGUUGUUGUUGUUGUUUUGUUCAGCAUGGCACGCGGUCUUGAAAGUGUUUGCAAGGGACAAACGAAGCAACUCUAGGUUCUCCAGUACCCUUCAAGCUUCUAAAUUGCAUCCAUAACACGUCGUCAUAUAUACGCCAGCUGUACGUGUACACUCAGAGAUAUUUACCAUAGCGACUUAAUAGCCCAUGGCAAGCACGCUCGCUAGUUUAUAAUACUGAGAAGGUGCAGGGCAACACGGAAACCUUUUGAUAUAUUCCAUUGCGUUACAAAUCAAGUAUGACCUCAAAAACGCUGUUCACAGGGACACUGUCACGAGCUAUGAACAAACUAAUUAAUGCAUUUUCAACAAAAGAAAACAUAAUUAAAUAUGGUGGAUUUUUUUGCAAUAUACCAGAAUAGCCGUCGCAUUAACCCGUUUGGCUUUUUAAAGCUCAAAAGUGCUACGAAGACCAGGAAUCUUAUUAAUACUUGUUGUCUGCUACAAAGUGUUAAAAAUAUAUUUUUUUAAAUUACCUUACUUCCAUUGAUUUUCCUCAAAAUGUGCUCUUAUUAGUGUUGCAGGUGCCGUUGGUGCAAAAGAACAUAGUACUCGCUCAUAAUUUUAAGAGGCUUAAAAUUAAGACAAGAAUUUCCGUGGCACCCCCUCUUAAAAUCCCUUUGUGCUCACAGUGAAUUAAUUACUGCGAACCAGUACAAUCCUUACUGCUGUGUUGACUCGCAGAAAGUGGCUAGGUUUAUCGGCCCGUGAAAACAUUUUUGGAGCUAACUUCUUAAAUGUGCACACUGCCCGUUUUAGCGGGCUAGGUGCAGGGAUACUCGAUCUGCUGAGUGUCUUUUGGGAAAUUCCAUAAAGGUAAAUAUUUUGCUGACAAAUUAUAAAAUAAUAUACAUGUACGUCUUCAGGCCCCCUUCUAAUCGUUUUGGAGUAUUUACCAUUUGGUGAUCUACUGGGAUACCUGAGGAAGAGCAGAGGACAUUCUGACAACUACAACACAGGAGAGAAGAAACCCGAAUCCAAGCUUACAGCAAAAGAUCUCUUAUCCUUCGCAUGGAUGAUAGCUGAUGGAAUGCAGUAUUUGGCCAAAAUGAAGGUAAUCUGGUAUAAUAGUCUACAAAGUACUUUUGCUUAAACUCAUAAUAGCAAAGCACAACGUAUACCCUCUUUGCGAUUUCACGUGGCGCAAUUCAAUACCGGUCACCUUUCUAGAUCUAGAUCUGUACAGAUCAUUCAAAUCGAAAGAAGGAUUGUUUUGACAUUGUUGUAUCGGUUUUGAUUAUAAGAUAACCCUUCACAAAACCAAAAAUACUAUGAAACUACCUUGGAUGCCUGUCUCAAUUUUUAGACAAUAUGGGGAGUCAGACUGUCAGAUGUUUGUCUUUUGGGUGCGGGAGAGCUAAAAAAAACAUAUUGCCAUGCAGGUUUUAAACACCUUUUCCUUGUUAUUUUUAUUAAUUAUUUUGUUUAUUUGUUUGUUUGGUUUUCUGAAUAACUUUUAGGUCAUUCAUCGUGAUUUGGCUGCUCGCAAUAUUCUUGUCGGCGAAAACCAAGUGUGUAAAAUUUCUGACUUUGGACUUGCCCGUGACGUAAAUGAUGACAUUUAUGUGCGAACAUCACAGGUAGUAUUUAGCAGGAGGAAGGGGAAAAGAGGCGGGGUCUGGGAGCGAGAAACGAUCUUCUCAUAAUUUGUAAAGCGGUCACCGUGCGUGGUGAAAAGCGGAUAAUUGCAGUACUUUUCCCAAAUCAAAUAUUUGAGAAGCAAGAAGCCAACCGCAGGAAAUAAUUCAAUAAUCAAAAAUAUAAUAUCAUGCCUCUUUGUCUUUCUCGCAUAUCGUAAUUGCCCUAACGUAAUUGGGAAACUAAACCGUAAGCGAUGGACACUACCGUGCAAAUUCUUAACAGACAACAAAGCACGAUGAGCUAUUGAUCGAGUUUAUAGGUUACACAUUUUUUGCCGAGCGAGUUCAUCGGAAGAUUAUAGAAGUUAUGACGCAGGAAAAAUUACUGGAGAAAGUGUCAAAUUUAUCGGACCUACGUCUAUUCUGCCACAAGAGCUUAAAAAAUGAGCUUAUUACCUAAAUUUAUAUAAAACAGAUUUACACUUCAUAACAUUUCACUUCGUUUGUUAUAGUCAAUUCGACACCCUAAAUUCAAAGUUUAAAUCUAACCACGCUAAUAAACAGAUAACAAUCUGUAGCUGAAAGCUCUGUCCCUUGAAGGUUUUUAACGAUUUCAGCGCGGGAUUUAAGGUUCAUUUUGUGUGUUUUUUUAGACAAGAAAAUUAUGUUUUGAAAUGGAAAUGCAUCAAGUAGGAUUCUGUUAAUGAUUUUCCAGUCAAGUUAAUGUUAAAUUCAAGUAAAUAUUAAUUUUUACGAAACGCGUUCAAAUUCGAGACAGCUUUGUCGUGUAGCUUUUUUCUAAUACGGACACAUUACACUGGAAUUGCCCGCAGCACCCUCCCCCUGGCAUUUAGUCUUUUUUUACGUUUUAGUUGUUGUCUCAACCUGCACUAAACUAGACAAAAACACUAAGACCUGAAUCUAAAAGAAAACUGCUAUUUGCUACACUUAGUUUAUUUCUUUAUCGUUUGCUCAUCAUUUGCUAUCGCUUCUUCUUUUCUUUACAAAGGCUCGUCUUCCAGUCAAGUGGAUGCCUCCAGAGUCUAUCUUUUACGGUGAAUCCAGCACCAUGAGUGACGUGUUAGUAGUUAGUUUUCUAUCGUCUGUGGAGUCAAUUGUUACGGAAUACGCCAAGUGCGUGUUUUUAAGGACCUAUCCAGUUUUACUGCUGGGCCAUGCAUUAUUGUAAAGAAUAGUGGAAAGAAACCAAACAGGCUCAGGACUUAGAAAGUUUAACCUUGUAAGUUGUGUUAAUGUAGAAAGAUCUUGAGAAUCCCUUUGCAAGUGGGAGCUGAAACCAUUUCCUUCACCAAAAUCAUUUGUUUUUUUCUCCAUAAUCAUUAGAGAAACACUGUACUCUGUUGAUAAAAAGGUAAAGGACCGUAGUGACAGAAGUGAUAAUGGUUUCAUUGACACUGGCAAGUAUAGCAAAGCAUAAAGUCAACAACGCCAGAUUGAUAUUUCAUAUUCAGGACAUGAGUUAAUAAUAUUUCGGAAAAAGAGUACUUUGACACAGUCAAUAAAGGCUCCUAAAUAAAUUCUUUAUAACCAAUGUACUAUUUACAAAAAUGCUUGAUUUCUCUUUUUCAGGUGGUCAUACGGAAUUGUUCUUUGGGAGGUUUUUACAAUAGGUAACUUCGAAUCGAUUGCACUAAUAUCCGUUUCUUGCGGACAGAAUAAACAUUGCGGGCGCUCUCCAUUUGUCAGAACCGGCCAGCCGGACCAGUCAGUUAGCAAAUAAUAUCCAGAUUUUUUAAAGGAAUUUUUGCUGAAAAACCAUCCCCUUCACGUAUACUAUCAUUGACUGAUCUGGCUGGAUAGUGUUGAUACCAAGUAAAAUUCUCAUUAUGACGGGAAUACCGUCUGGCCGGUCAGUUCUGACAAAUGGAAAGCAUCCUAUGAUGGCCUACUAAACUAGGACUCUCCUAAACUCUAUUAUACAGGUGAUUCACCGUACCCCGGUUUGAACGCCGAGCAGACGGUGUCUUUGCUUGAAAGAGGAUAUCGAAUGCAACGGCCAAUCCAUAUUUCUGAGGAACUGUGAGUAAUUUAUUAUAGCAGCAACCUCAAAACAUGGUAUCCCUUAAUUCCUUUUUGAGAGUGGCUAUUGCGGUCGUCAAGCGAUUGAUUAUUAAAAGGGUGGAUUGACAAGUUGAUGGGUAGAUUGACAACAGUGUAGAGGGUUAAAAAACAUUAGUCGAUCAUCGACUUAACAUUUCGUUCACCCUAUUCCGCUCGGAGCCCUCCCGUCUAUAACUUCAAAAGAGCUCAUGCUACGGCCACCAAAAUUACGCAGGAUAAUGAGCUCUUCAUUUCCAGCUUCCGAGUAUAACUUUAUUGACCCAAUGACUCAAUCUGACGUGAUGAUGACGUCAUAUAUUUUUGGAUUUAUUGGCAGACUCCAAAUUUCCUUCAAACUUUAAAGCGUAAACGACUGAAAUAGUAACGUGUUUGAUAAAAUCAGUAAGUUGGUUAACUCCUAAAUAAUAUUCACCAAUAGCAGUGAGGUCAUCAUGACGUCAUUAAUUACUAAAAAGGGAACUCCGCCAUCUUGGAUCCGCCAUUUUGAAUUGUUUGAAUGUAUUCCAUUUUACUGGAAAAUCCGUAUAAAUCGAGGUAUUCUUGAUAGAAAUAAACCUUUUCACAUUUUUUUCAGGUGGGAAGGUAAAUCGCCCAGUAUAUAAUAAAAUAUUAAAGUAAUUUGGAGAGCGACAAUUAUCCUGAUUAUCCUGUUUUCCAGAUUUUCUAUAAUGUCUGAAUGCUGGUCUGAGAAACCUGAAGAACGCCCCAAAUUCAAGUGGAUCCGCACCGCUGUUAAUAGGCUGAUAAAAGAUACUAAGGUAGAGACAGUGAUUAGUUCCCUUCUAUAGCCUUUCAGAAUAUGCUUUCGCACGCAAAGCCAUCCAAGAAACCCAGGUUGUAGAGAGCCAAAUCAAAAGAUGUGGCCGGGGGCGGGGAAUAGCAGAUUGAGCCUUGCCGACUAAAAUCCUGGAACAUUUGAUUGCAAACCCUGUUUAUAUGUGUUACAGCAACUUCAACAUAAUAUUAUUGCGUUUUAACCCUCAGACGUACAAGAGGGGGGGAGGGGAUGGUUGCCCUCCCCCUUUGAGGUUUUUCUGAUUUUCUUCGUAGACGCACCUGAAGUUUUCAGUAGCUGUUCGUCUAUCCCUCGCGCGCAUUUUGAGAUAAGUUAAGUGAUGGUCAGUUACUAUGGUUGCGAGAUAUGAUAUCAUAAGUAAUACAGGUGUUCAAGCCAUUUUUGAGUGAAAGCGCAUAUUUUUUUAACUUCUUUCAGCAAUAAAAAUAAAGCUUGUGGAUAAAAUGAUGUAAAGUACUUAUUUAUGUGUUAAUAAUAAUAAUAAUAAUAAUAAUAAUAAUAAUAAUAAUAAUAAUGAUAAUAAUAACGAUUUUAUAACAAUUCUAUCUAUUACAAUCCUAUUUACAAUUAAUUCAGUUAAAAACAACUAUUCCGCCAAAACACCAUUUACAAUUUCUUUCGUUUAAACAAACACUUAGUUUUGAUUAGAAAAAAUUUAUUUCAUUAAAAAAAUAUUCGAAUUAAAAACAUUUCAUUUCAAUUCAAACAAUCCAUUUCGAUUAAAAAAAAAGAAACUAUUUUCAAGGUCAAUUGCAUUCGUACUAAGAAAAUCACUAAAAAAGAGGAAAAUCAAGAGCCAUAAUGGCUCUUGGGAAAAUUAAAUAGCGUUCUCAAUGCGUUACUGACGAAUAUUUGCCAUUAAAAAGUGAGGAAACACAUCAAUAGUUCGAUUGAAUGGUACCUUCAACAACUUCGAUGUUGAAUACGAUGUUGUAUUACUUCCCGGAGAGUCUAUUCGCAGUCUGCGCACUUGUAUUCCUUAAACUAAUCUAAGUCCCCCAACUCCUUCCCAACAAUUUUAUAUGGGCUGUUUUAUAAUUGGUUUGUUAGCUUCAAUUUAUAAAACGAUAGGGAAAAUUCACCGUCCCUACCCCACUGCGCUACAAGAAUCACUUUCCAAUCAAAUAUCAAACCGUCAGUGUCACGUUUAAGUUGAUCUGGUAAAGGAAAACCCCUUUUUUUGUCAUUAAAAGUAAUAUAUCUAUUUCUGAAUAACGCACUAGGCUUUAUCUUAUAUUUUAACAGAUUUACAUCAACCUGGAUGCGUAUGAUGAUGCCGAUUACGUUAACUUUGAUACGGCUGAAGGAGCUCAGUGA
Molecule: messenger RNA, 8067 nt
Organism: Porites lobata
Lineage: Eukaryota; Metazoa; Cnidaria; Anthozoa; Scleractinia; Poritidae
Source: the annotation of a GenBank genome assembly